UUAGUGAGUAUAAAUUGGAUCAGAUUGAGUGGAAUCUGCAUCAGUUACUUCCUGACUUCUAAGUGAAGUGUUUCAUUUGAUACAUCAGUAAACCGAAAAACUUCAACGAACCACAAUGAACAAGCUUCUGGUCUUCACCUUCUUCUUCACAUCCCUCCUGGCAAUCAACGCACAAAGUCCCCCAGCAGGAGUUGUUCCAGUUAAUCCCUGGCCUCAGGUUGCCGUUGAUAAAGUCGUGCAACAGGUUCUUGCUACACCCGUAUCAGAGGAACUCAGACCCCAGCUGGAGCAAGUCGUUGAGGAUCUGUUAAAUGGCGUAGCUCUGUGCGAAGAACUACAAACCGUCACCAAUGCAUAUUGGCUGUACAAGAGAUGCGUUGGUGUACAACUGAAGAAGGCACUACUGGCUGCUGCUGCCCUUGAAGCUGCCUCCCAGGCUGCCACUACAACUCAGGUCCCAAGUGCUUAAGGAAAAUGUACAUUUCUCUGGCAUCUCUGACCAUAGGAUCACUGAACUGCGCAAAUUAAUAUUAUUUUAAUUAAAUGCAAAUCCGCAAA
Molecule: messenger RNA, 558 nt
Organism: Phlebotomus papatasi
Lineage: Eukaryota; Metazoa; Arthropoda; Insecta; Diptera; Psychodidae
Exons: 2
Coding region: 116-469 (117 amino acids)
Source: RefSeq, a predicted model, not a curated record